AUGAUGGAUGAAGACUUGGCAUCUAACCCAUUUGCUGCCCUAUUCUCAAGCUUAGAAAGUGCAAAGGCUUUUACAGAUGAGGCUGCUUGCAAAUUUCAAAAGGUUGCUACAGAACAGAAUGAAGAUCAUGUAGCAGAGACAGAUGCUUCUGAAAGUAUUAGCAGUCCAUUUGUGGAUAUUGAUGAGGACAAAAAGAUCAACCUGGUUGCCGAACAAAUCUUCAGGGUCACCCUAAGCCAAGCCCACACUAGCAAACAUGGUAACACAGUCAACUAUUUUCCUGAUGUGGCAGAAGUUCACAGCGAUUUCUCUGAAAUCAAUGUCUCCAACCUGAAACAUAUUGUGUUUGAUGUCUUGAUGCUUGACCGCCAUGCAGACGACUUCCAGUUAAGCCAUCAGUUGGAUGAUGAGAGGGAGCCAGUCUUUGGUAACAUUGAAAUUGAGAACACAGAAGUGUUGUCUUAUCUGUACUGUGCUUAUAGAAGGUAUCAGAUGGAGUUAGAGCAGGGAGCCCAAACAGAAGGCGUCAGCUUAUUUCUUCAAGAGUGCAGAGAUGUGAUUUUGCUGAAUGCCAGAAUGUGUUUACAGCAGCCAGAGCUGUAUCAGUAUCAGGACUUUGUCAGUCAGUUCAUUUAUUUAUGCCUGGAAGAAGACCUCCCUACCCAAGAUCCCAAAAACUACCCCUGCCAUUUUUUAAGGGAAGUGUCUGAGGCAAUAGAAAGCAACAGUGAUCAGGGCUCAUUGAUCCAGUCAUUCCAGCCCAUUCUUCAAGAGGUUAAAGUGAGACUGACUGCUGAGAACAUGAGCAUAGUUCACAAGGAUGCAAUCAAGUAUGUUAAAGUGCUGCAUUUUUUCACUGGCACUGCAGCACUGGCCAGGACUUUCCUGUCCCUCAACACUCCAGAACCUUCUCAUAAUUUCCAUGGAAGAAUUUAUGAAAUGACACCAAUUGGAGCAGCUCUGAGUCUCAGUGUCCUUCCACGUGCAGAAAGUGGUCCUUUCCAGUUUUUCUCCAAGCCAUCAACUCAGAGUAAAAAAGAGGUGGACAUGGUUGAAGCCAGUGUCUGGGGGGCAACGAAGGAUCUCAUUGGUGGCAUUCACAAAAUCUUUGUGGAUCUCAUGAAAGUCACACCAGACAUGAAACAUUAUACACUGAGAUGGUUGGGUUUGUGCAUUCAGGGAAACACAGGACGAGCAAAAUUGUGGGCCAGUAAUUUGCCUGCUGACCUGUUUGUUAGUGAUGCUUUUGCUGUGAAUGUGACCCACAUGCUCCUGUUAUUCUGCCGACCAUUCUGUGAUCCAAACUCUUACAAACUACUCAAGAUCCAGCCAACAUAUGCAAUUGCUACUGUCAAUGGAGAUAAAGAAAUGCUACGACGGUCUGUUCAUUUGCUGGGAAUGCAAAAAGAAACCCAUCUCAUUCCUGCAGAUGAAGUAGACAAGGAAGUAGAGGAUGAUACAUUCUCUUUUAUUACAGAGUGUUUUUUUAUCACUCACAAAGCUAUACAGGUGUUUUUGCAACCUGUGAUAGGCCGUCUGCUAUCUGUCAACCGUGACCUGCAUCAGAUACAGAGACUGUACAAUGAAGUUAUUCAACAGUCACAGGGAAAUGAAGAGCCUGUUCUCAAUAUCAAAAGCAGAAUGGAGAAAGCAAUGUCCUUCUAUCUGAACCGCAAGGCAGCAUUAACACAGCCAGAGCUGCUGUCUCUAGCACUGAGGUUCCAGAUAGCAUCAUCUGCCUGGCUGUGUCGCCUGGCUACCAUGAAGCUACCAAAAGCAGCAGAUGUGGAUGCUAAUACCAAGGUACCAGAGCUUCAGUUUCCCCUGGAGGAUUCUGUGCCUGGAGUGUUGGCCUGCAUCCCCGAGUUUGUGGCAGAGAACAUCUGUCAUAUCAUCAAUCAUAUACACAGGUUUGAGGACAGCAUACUGGAGUCAGAAGAGAACAAACUGGAGUAUUUGCUGUCCUUCAUCCUUGUGUUUAUGAGCUGCCCCAAACGAAUGAAGAACCCUCACCUGCGGGCAGAGCUGGCAGAGAUGCUGGCUUCUCUCAUGCCCAUUCAACCAAACGAGGUGCAUCCAGACCGACUGCUGGGCUCACAGUAUUUCCGAGAGCAGUUGUUUGAAAGUCACCCACAUGCAUCAUACAUCCCAGAGACCGUAAUGCAUGUCUUUGUCAGCAUUGAGAUGACUGGGGAAAGUGUUGCCUUCGAGCAAAAGUUCAAUUAUAGAAGGCCUAUGUACAGCAUCCUCAAGUACAUCUGGAACAUUCCAUUACACAAAGAAAAGAUAAAGAGCCUUGCAAAAGUUGCAGAGGAGAAUAUAGUAUGUUCAAACCCUCCCCUGUUUUUGAGGUUCAUUAACUUGCUGGUCAAUGAUGCUACAUACCUGCUCGAUGAGGCUUUAAUGUUUAUGGGCCAGAUAAAAGAGAAGCAGACAGAGCGGGACAGGGGAGACUGGAGCCGCUUGUCUGAAGCACAGAGACAUCAGGAGGAGGCCAACCUGCAGCAGAUCUCUCGCCUUGCCCAGUACCACAAUGUCAUGGGCAGUGCAACCAUCAGCACCCUGAAGAUGAUUACGGGAGAAAUCCAGUCCAUAUUUUGUCACCCAACAUUUGUGGACAGAAUCGCCAGUAUGCUAAACUACUUCUUAUGUCGACUGGUUGGUCCCAAGCAGAAGGAGUUGACCGUGAAGGACAAAGAGAACUAUGAUUUCAAGCCACAGGAGACGGUUUCCAACAUCUCGGCCAUCUAUCUGAACUUGCAGACCAGUGAUCUCUUCUGUCAGGCAGUCUAUAAGGAUCAGAGAUCAUACACACCUGAGUUGUUCAAACAGGCAUGCCAGGUUUUGGAGAAAAUUGGAAGUUCCCCUCAGACAAUAUUAGACUUCAUGGAGCUUGAUGAGAAGAUUAAAGAGAUGCAGACUGCUAAAAUGUCAGAGGAACAGGCACUAGUUGAUGCACCUGAAGAGUUCCUAGAUCCAAUUAUGGAAACAUUGAUGACUGAUCCUGUGAUGCUUCCAUCCUCACGCAAGAUUGUGGAUAGGACAGUUAUAGCCAGACACAUUCUCAGUGAUCAGACAGACCCGUUCAACAGACAGCCCUUGUCUCUAGACAAGGUUAUUCCUCAGCCAGAGCUGAAGGCCAAGAUUGAGGCCUGGGUUGCAGACAGGAUGAAGAAUUUAUAG
Messenger RNA from Candidula unifasciata, 3183 nucleotides. NCBI's taxonomy places the organism in Eukaryota, Metazoa, Mollusca, Gastropoda, Stylommatophora, Geomitridae. The record is from the annotation of a GenBank genome assembly.